AUGCCUUAUCGAGCAAUUCUAACAAAUAAAAUUGUGCUCGUUAUUUGGCUUAAUUCAUUUGCGGAUAUUAUCACGGCCGUAUUUUCAAUGACCUAUUUACCUACUUAUAUUUCUAAAGUUCUUCAUUAUGAUGUUAGAGAAGCUGGUAUUUGGAGUGCUUUACCGGCACUCUUAUUUAUUCCGUUUAGAUUUUGUUCUGGAUAUUUAUCAGACAAUAUGAGGUAA
Meloidogyne enterolobii is the source of this 225-nucleotide messenger RNA. NCBI's taxonomy places the organism in Eukaryota, Metazoa, Nematoda, Chromadorea, Rhabditida, Meloidogynidae. The record is from the annotation of a GenBank genome assembly.